ACAAUUAUUAAAACAUGUCGGAUAUCGAUGGUAGUAGGAAGGCCAUCAUGGAUUCAAAUAUCAUUGACUAUAAGACUGUAGAUAGUAAUAAAAGCCCUCAAAAUGAAUUACCCGUCAAAAAAUCAAAAACCGCAUCUUAUUUCAAUAUUCUGUUCAGUGGAUUUGCUCUCUUGUCUGAUGGUUAUCAAUCUGGUGUCAUCAGUUUUGUUAAUCUUUUCCUUACAAAAAUUUAUGGUCCAGAUGAAUUUAAUGCAACCAUGAAAUCAAGAUUGUCAUAUUCCAUGUUCGUGGGUGCAAUUGUGGGUCAAAUAGGUUUUGGUCUCAUUAUUGAUCGUGUGGGCCGUAAAAUCGGACUUGUUGCUACCACAUUUUUAGUAAUCCUGGGUGCUGCUUUAUCUGCUGCAUCAUCUGGCAAGACAACUACAGGUUUGCUUUGGAUGAUGAUUAUAGCGAGAGGUGUACUUGGUGUAGGCGUGGGUGGUGAAUAUCCUUGUAGUUCUGUAUCUGCAGGUGAAUCAGCUGACGAAGUUGCUCCUGGAAGACGUGGUGGCUUAUUUGUACUAGUUACAAAUUUUGUUAUCGAUUUCGGUUAUGUCAUUUCUGCUAUUGUGCCCGUUAUUUUGCUUGCUAUCUUUAAAGAUAAUUUAGAACCAGUUUGGCGUAUUUCUCUUGGUUUGGGUAUUGUACCACCAUUGUCUGUCUUGUACUUCCGACUCAAAAUGGCUGAUUCUAAAAGCUAUCAAGCGGGUGCUAUCAGAAAAAAGGUUCCAUAUGUACUUAUCUUUAAGAGAUAUUGGUUUCGUCUUACACUCACUUCUGGUUUAUGGUUUAUUUACGAUUUUAUCUCCUACCCUAACGGCGUAUUUUCGACGGUUAUUAUUGAUAGUGUAGCCAGCGGUGAAUCAACCAUUGAAGUAGUUUCUUGGAACAUUUUACUUUAUGCCUUUUACCUUCCUGGGUGCUUAGCGGGUGCCUAUUCUGUUGAUCGUAUCGGACGUAGAAAAACUUUGGCUUAUGGUUUGUUUGCUCAAGGUAUCAUCGGCAUGAUCCUUGGUGGUGUCUAUGAACCUUUAUCCAAGAACUGUAUGCCCAUGUUCAUUAUCAUGUACGGUAUUUUCUUAGCUCUGGGUGAGUAUGGACCUGGUAACACCAUGGGAUUAAAUUCAAUGGAACUCUUCCCUACAGCUGUUCGAGGUACUUGUUAUGGUAUCGCUGCAGCGAUUGGUAAAGUAGGUGCCACUGUUGGUACACUUGCCUUCAUUCCGAUGCAGGAAGCUAUGGGUGGAUAUCGUGGUCCAUUUUUAGUUGGUAGUGGUAUUGCCAUUGCUGCUAGUAUUAUUGCUUGGUUUUUACUUCCCGAGAUCGGGCCCGAUAGUUUGGUAGAAGAGGAUGAGGCUUUCCGUGCAUAUCUUGAAAAGAACGGGUAUGAUGUCUCCCAAUUAGGUCUUGCGCCUGCAAACAGUGGAUCUCCCAAAAGCAUCCAAGAAGACGAUAUCAGCAAAGGUGUAGAUGACAGUUCUGUCAAGGGUUCUUCUGGAUUGUCUCCAAUCAAGAACUAAAAAAAAAACAUGCACAUUGUAAUCAUAUAUACUAAUCUACCCUUUAUAUCUAACCUUAAUCAUUAUUCCCAAUUGUCAAAACACAAAUAAAUAAACUGAUAUUUAUUGAAUAAGG
Molecule: messenger RNA, 1674 nt
Organism: Mucor mucedo
Lineage: Eukaryota; Fungi; Mucoromycota; Mucoromycetes; Mucorales; Mucoraceae
Product: major facilitator superfamily domain-containing protein
Exons: 4
Coding region: 15-1559 (514 amino acids)
Biological process (GO): transmembrane transport; carboxylic acid transport
Cellular component (GO): plasma membrane
Molecular function (GO): carboxylic acid transmembrane transporter activity
Source: RefSeq, a predicted model, not a curated record